AUGAGUUUUCCAAGUCCGGAUCUGGAAUUUUUCAUUCAUAGUACGUCAUCUUGUGGAGUGUCAGUAGAAUACUACGAUAUCUCCGCGAAAUCCAACUACAACUUCGAGAAACCGUUCUUGUGGCUCGCCAGGAAGCUGAUCGGCGAUCCCAAUCUGGAAUUCGUGGCGAUGCCGGCCCUGGUGCCCCCAGAGAUCCAGAUGGACCCGCAAUGGCAGGAGCAAAUCGAAAAGGAUCUGGAAGACGCCCAAAAAACGGCUCUGCCAGACGACGACGAGGAUUUGUAGAAUGUCAUAUCUUUGGCGUUGUUGUCUCUAAUUCGGUUCGAACACGGGCAUUUUAAGGGAACGUUUCGUCAAUGAAGAAGUUGGAAAAUUGUUUUUGUUUUGUUUUUUUUUUCUGUUUUAAGUAAACUGACAUAAUAUUCCUUGAUAUUUCCAGGGGAGAAGAGCGGUGGAAUUUUAGUGUACAACAAUUGGAUUUUCCUGGAAUACAGUGGCAUUUCUUCAGAACAUUUUGGUUUUUACUGGAACUCCUUUAAUUACCGUGGAUUUUCUUGGAUUAUUUUUUUUAGAAACCCCUCUCAAUUUCUUGGAAACUUUUGUUGAUAAUCUCAUGGAGUUCUUGGAAUCCUCUGCAAUCUCUUUGAAUCAUUCACAAUUAUUUAUAAUUAGGAUCCUUGGAUUCCUUUGCACUUCAUUUAAAUAUUCUGAAAUUUCUUAUAACAUUGCAAUCUCGUGGAACCUUGUGCAAUGAUUGCAUUAAUCCUUAGAACCCCCUGCAAUCCCCUUGUAUUAUAUUAUUGCAAUUGGAAUCCAUUGAAUUUCUUUGAAAUCAUUUGAAAACUAUUCGAAUAUUCUGCAGUUCCCAGGAACAAUGAAAUUUAAUGGAAUCCUUUGCAAUCCCUUGUAAUCACUCGCAAUGCCUUGGAACCCUUUGCAUUAUUUCUUGAAAUCCUAUGCAUUUCCUUGGAUCCCUUUGCAAUCCCUUGGAAUGCAUUACGAUUCCUUGGACUGUUUUCACUAUCUUGGGAUUUUCUGCAAUAUCUUAGAAUAUCUUGCUAUCAUUUGUUAUCAUUUAGAACAUUUUACGAUUGAUAUCUCGUUUUAUGUUUUGCAAUCUAAAUCAUUUAUUUUUCAAUUCCUUAAAACUUCAUGGAAGGCUUAUUAAUCGCUUGAAAUCAUGUGCAAAUCCUUGGAGCCUUUGCAAUCCCUUGGAUGCCUUUGCAAUCCUUUGGAAUGCAUUAAAGUUCCUCAAAACUGUUUUUACUAGUAUCUUGGCGUAUUCUCUCAUAUCUUAGAAUCCCUAGCUAUUUGUUAUUAUUUGGAACCCUUUACAAUUCCUAGAAAUCCUCUGGAAUCCCUAGCCGUUUGCGAUUUCUUGGAAUCCUUCAAAAAUGUUGGUAAUUUCUGGUAAUUCCUUGUACAUAACGAUAUUAUCUAAAUUAUUGAAAAUUCCUUGGGAAAUAAAAUUUCGUGGUCCACCUCUCCUACUUUUCAUGCAACUACCAUUUGUAGAAAUGAAAUUUCUCGCUUCUUCUUUGAUGAAAUUAAUUUAGGUGUCUCGAUGUUCGGGCCUUGUGCAUAAAAUAAAAAAAUUAACAAGACUUCAGAACCUUAAUUUAUGGUAAAUUUUAUUGUGUGGAACCGUGCGGACGAGCUGUUGAUAUUUUUAUAUGAUAUACAUGUUUCUGGAUUUGUUGAUAGGUUUGUCUGGAUUCAAACUCGGGAGUGUUUGGUAUGAUUGUGAAGGUUGAACAAUUGUUGGAAAAACCGGUACUUAUGUACUAAUUUGCGGUAUGAAUUAUGAUUAACUCUGUCAUGAACAGUUGUUUGAUAAUUACAUUAAAUGAAUGGUAUGCUCUGAUGAUUGAGGAAAAUGCCUGUGUGAUUUUUCUUAUUUGUAAUUGAUGUAUUCAUCUCCUGAAACGGAGUAGACAAUUGUGUUACUUUAAUAAAAACAAUUUUU
Messenger RNA from Phaedon cochleariae (mustard beetle), 1966 nucleotides. NCBI's taxonomy places the organism in Eukaryota, Metazoa, Arthropoda, Insecta, Coleoptera, Chrysomelidae. The record is from the annotation of a GenBank genome assembly.